ACGGCCACAUAGCGGAUCCCGCGUUCGUGGCUGAGGCUCAGUGCGUUUGCAGACACCUUCCGGGAUGGUCAACUACAGACGAGUGGUGUGCGAGACGGCGGCACUGGCGGCGCUCGUGGUGGCGACGCUCGCUGCGCCCGCGCCUCCGCCCGGCUGCGACCAUGUCGCGCACUACGACCAGCGGCAGAACGGCAGCGAUAACAUCAGGGUGCACGUAGACGGCGUGGUGGUAGCCGUGAUGCCCGCAGAGUCCUUCGCCGAAUCCUUAUUGACUGCUCUACCUGACUUCGCCGACUUUUUAGAAGAAGAGGAGUUUGAUACGCACAAGCCUAAGCCACCUCAAAGUGAAGUUCCAAUGCCUCCCAGUAAUGCAGCUCCGUCCAAGCCUGAAGAAAAACCACAAGCGACGCCCGAUAAGGAAGAGGUCGCGUCUCUUCCUGCAAAACCCGCCGAAGCGUCUAACCCAGAUGCCAGUUCAGUUGACAGUUCAACAGCACAACCGGCAAAAAAUCAAAAAAAGGAGCAAUAUCUUAAACAGAGAAAAGCUCAGAGAGUAAAGAAUUAUUUGGCGAGCUUUCUGAUGCCGCUGCUUAGAAAAAACCGCCACCAUUGAACCAUGACGUGACUGCAUGAAUUACGAGGAAUGAUUAGAAACAAUUCCUACCGAUGGUGACAUGUGUUAAAUAUAUCAGUAGAUAAUAAUUUAUUAAUUAUUAUAAUAAGCCUGUGAGAGCCAACGAAUGCAUUUAUUUUAGUACAAUAAGUUAGUUACGUAAGAUUGUAAAUUGUUUCGUUGAAAAUAAAAAUGUAAUUCUUAUUGAAAAAUCCAUAUAA
Molecule: messenger RNA, 834 nt
Organism: Manduca sexta (tobacco hornworm)
Lineage: Eukaryota; Metazoa; Arthropoda; Insecta; Lepidoptera; Sphingidae
Exons: 2
Coding region: 65-613 (182 amino acids)
Source: RefSeq, a predicted model, not a curated record